Messenger RNA from Arachis stenosperma, 555 nucleotides. RefSeq lists its product as uncharacterized. The record is from RefSeq and is a predicted model, not a curated record. The transcript has a single exon. NCBI's taxonomy places the organism in Eukaryota, Viridiplantae, Streptophyta, Magnoliopsida, Fabales, Fabaceae. Bases 1 to 555 code for a protein of 184 amino acids.
AUGGCAAGAAUAAUGAGAAGUAGCUGGCUAAGUCUCCUAGUACUAUAUCUAGUGUCAGCAAAUUUGAUGAACUCUUUGGAGGCUCAGCUUAUGUCACCAGGAUCUGCACCUGCACCUGAAGGUCCGGCACCAGCACCUGAAGGCCCGGCAUCAACACCUGCACCCGUAUCUCCAGCACCAUCACCUGAAGGUCCGGCACCAGCACCAACACCAAAAGCUCCAGCACCAACACCUAAAUCUCCAGCACCAGCACCAAAAGGUCCGGCACCAGCACCAACACCUAAAUCUCCAGCACCAGCACCAAAAGCUCCAGCACCAACACCUAAAUCUCCAGCACCAGCUCCUCCUGCUCACACUACACCAGCACCAGCACCUGCAAGUCCAGGGGGUGGAGGAGGCUCAUCUGGUCUGAGUGGUGGACAAAAGGCAGGAAUAGUAAUAGGAGUGCUGUUGGGAGCAGCUCUGAUAGGAUUUGGAGGGUUGGUUUAUAAAAAGCGCCAAAACAAUAUCAGAAGAAGCCAUUAUAGCAAUGCAGCACAGGACUUCAAUCUUUGA